Messenger RNA from Portunus trituberculatus (swimming crab), 1163 nucleotides. RefSeq names its product m-AAA protease-interacting protein 1, mitochondrial-like. Gene Ontology annotation, molecular function: ribosome binding. Gene Ontology annotation, cellular component: mitochondrial inner membrane. The record is from RefSeq and is a predicted model, not a curated record. The coding region runs from base 179 to 1093 and encodes 304 amino acids. The transcript is spliced from 5 exons. Gene Ontology annotation, biological process: protein insertion into mitochondrial inner membrane from matrix; inner mitochondrial membrane organization. Lineage: Eukaryota; Metazoa; Arthropoda; Malacostraca; Decapoda; Portunidae.
UGAUGGAGGUACCGGCGUCAGGCAAUACGGCAUCCGAGCGGUGCCGUUGGGAAUAAGAAGACUGUACAGUAUACAACAAAACAAGCAGUAGCAGUAUUCUGCACCGCAGAAUGUGUACUUCGUUGUGACUGUUGGUCAUCGCAUAUACCCAUUCAGCGGCAGAAGGAGCAGUAGCCAGAUGAACACUGUCACAAUGUUUAAGGCAGCAGGAAGGUCACUAGGCCAGCUGAGCCACUUGUUCCCCGGCGGAGGGGCGAGGUGGUGCCACUGGUGUCCUGCAGGCUUGCUUGUGGACAGAAGAGUCGCUCAGGCACACGUCCUUACCAACUCAAAAUGGGGAGCAGCACCCUCCGCCUCCAGCCCAGCACAACUCGCCAGCCUUCAUAGUGGUGGCCUGUUCCAGUCUUCCUUUGAGUCUCCUGUGAAAUGUCAACAACUCAGGUUCUACCGAUCAGGAAGGGUCAGCAGAAGUAUUGAACAAGAGAAACCACAACCACAAAAAGUUUCACCACAGCUGAUGGAAUUCCCCUGGGUGGUGUGGCCGAGCCUGUGGCAUUCUAUCCGGAACUGGAUAUUUGCCAACCUCUUGAUUCACCGCUAUUUAGAUCAAGAGUUUGAAAUGACAUCUUUUAAAAAAGGAGCUAUUCAGGCUCUGGUGUACGUAUCUCAAGAGCUUUCAAAGGGCAACUUUGAGUCUCUUGAAGGUUUAGUGACAUCACCAUCUUUAGAAGAAAUAAAAAAAAAUUUUGCCCAUUUUUCUUUGAAACAAAGACUGGAUCUGGCUGUUGAGAAGGAAGACAUAUUUUUCUCAUUCCCCUAUCAAAUUGGAAUGAUAUUUACCAAUGAAGGUACUACUCACGAGCGUAUUUUUGUGGAGAUUACUAUGUGCUACCACAUAUUUCGAGGUUUCCAGGAAUAUGUGAACUCCCCCUCAGCUAGUGAAGGUGGUCUAAGGGCAGUCUAUGAUAAUCAUGAGCGCAUAUCCAUUGCUAAUUAUAGGUUUAUUCGAGAGUUUACUAAGGGCGUUGUGGAUGACUGGACCAUAAGUUUAGCAAACCACUUCAAGCCAGGAGAGCACCUUCAGCGUCAGUGAUCGACAAACCUAGCUGAUAAGUGCUUUGUAUUCAGUUUAGUUUGCUAAUUAAAAGUUUAUGAAGAAGUUA